Molecule: messenger RNA, 4086 nt
Organism: Poecilia reticulata (guppy)
Lineage: Eukaryota; Metazoa; Chordata; Actinopteri; Cyprinodontiformes; Poeciliidae
Source: RefSeq, a predicted model, not a curated record
UAUUUUUUAGCCCAGGUGGGAUUCAGCGUCGGCCUGGGAAACGUCUGGAGGUUUCCGUAUCUGUGCCACCAGAACGGAGGAGGAGCCUUCCUGCUGCUCUACGUGUUGCUGAUGCUGGUUGUGGGAAUCCCGUUGUUCUUCCUGGAGCUGGCGGCCGGCCAGGACAUCCGGCAGGGAAGCAUCGGCGUCUGGAAGUCCAUCUCUCCCAGGCUGGCGGGAAUCGGCUACUCCAGCUGUGUGGUCUGCUUCUUCGUGGCGCUCUACUACAACGUCAUCCUCGCCUGGAGCCUCUUCUACCUCGGGAACUCCUUCCAGGACCCGUUGCCUUGGCAACAGUGCCCCAAACACGGAAACGCAACGGAGAAGGAAUGCGAGGCGAGUUCCCCGACGUCGUUCUUCUGGUACCGCAGCGCGCUGGACAUCACCGACUCCAUCGACCAGGUGGGAUCCUUCAACCCCUACAUCGUGGGCUGCCUGCUGGCCGCCUGGACCAUCGUCUGCCUGGGGAUGUUCAAGGGCAUCAAGUCCUCCGUCAAGGUCAUGUAUUUCUCCUCCAUCUUCCCCUACGUGGUUCUGGUCUGCUUCCUGAUCUGCGGCCUCAUGCAGGACGGCGCCGCAGAGGGAAUCGCCCACAUGUUCUACCCCAAGCUGUCGAUCUGGGCGGACAUCCAGGUGUGGCGCCAGGCGGCCACGCAGGUGUUCUUCGCUCUGGGCCUGGGCUUCGGCUCCGUCAUCGCCUACUCCUCCUACAACCCCAAGAACAACAACUGCCACCGCGACGCCUUCACCGUCUCCUCCAUCAACUUCCUGACCUCGCUGCUCGCCACGCUGGUGGUGUUCGCCGUGCUCGGCUUCCGCGCCAAGAAAAGGGUCGUGGCCUGCGUGGCCAGGAACCUGGAGCAGCUGCAGUGGCAGCAUCAUGCCAGCCUGUCGACCUUUAACCUUUCCGACCCGGACUCUGUGGACUGGCGGGCCUACAGCUCCUGGUUCACCCAGCAUAAAGAGACUCUGGCGAAUCUGACCGACUGCGACCUGGAGAAGGAGAUGCAGACGGGCGUGGAGGGGACGGGCCUGGCCUUCAUCGCCUUCACGGAGGCCAUGACGCUGCUGCCCGGCAGCCCCUUCUGGUCGGCCCUCUUCUUCCUCAUGCUGCUCAACCUCGGACUCAGCACCAUGUUCGGAACCAUGGAGGGAAUCCUGGCGCCGCUCCGGGACCGCUUCGCCUCGCUGGCCCGCAACAAGACCAAGCUCACUGUGGCCAGCUGCGUGGCGGGCUUCCUGAUCGGCCUGCUCUUCACGCAGCGCUGCGGGAACUACUUUGUGACGAUGUUCGACGAUUACUCCGCCACGCUGCCGCUCAUCAUCGUCGUCGUGUUCGAGACCUUCAGCGUGUCGUGGCUCUACGGCGCCGACAGGUUCCUGGACGACAUGGAGGCCAUGCUGGGCUGGAGGCCGUCGGCCGUCUACAAGUACCUGUGGAAGUACGUGUGCCUGCUGGCCAUGCUGGGGCUGCUGGCCGCCACCACCGUCCGCAUGUUCAUGGAGGCGCCGACGUACAUGAGCUGGAACCAGGAAACGGCGUCGGAGGUCCGGCUGACGUACCCCGGCUGGGCUCUGGCGGUUCUGGCUCUGCUGAUCGUCUUCGCCAUGCUGCCCGUCCCGGUCGGGUUCAUCUACUCGGUUCUGCAGGACCGCAGGCGGCCGACCAGCAGGCACCUGGAGGCGGGUCUCUACCGCAUCGUUAACUUUGACGAAACGCCCAUGACGGACAUGACCGACCCGGAUCGGACCGACCCGGAUCGGACCAACCCGGAUCGGACCGACCUGGAUCACCGGAACGGCUUCAUACCGUCUGAGUCUUAGAGAAACGCACGACGCAGGAUUAGGGCCGGACUAAGAGAUUAUUUUUAAUUACAAUGAUAAAAUCAUAAUAUUACCAGAAGAAAAGUCGUAAAAUUACGAGAAAAGUUGUUUUUCAGAUAUUUGAGCUCUAUUUGAAUCUCAUCCGGUUGAAUAUUCCAGGCUGGUUUUCUCUGUAAAACCUUCGUUCCAGAAUAUAAAUUCCUCAGAUGCUCAGCGUUCCUGUGUCGGAUUUAUCCUGGAAUCACUUCAUUCCGCUUUUAUCGCAUCAUUCCGACGUUUUCUCCAAUCGUUACGUUUUUCUUACGUUUUUCAUUUCAUUACAACUUUCUAGUAUUAUAACUUUUUUUCGCAAAUAACUUUGUCGUGACUAUUCUGUGAUAUUUCUCUUUUUCACUCAUUAUUACAACUUCUGGUAAUAAUAUGACUAUAAUGUAGUUAUUACAACUUUAUUAUUACAACUUGUUUCUCGUGUUUUGAUUUUACGACAUUGUAACUUUUGUCUUACACUUUUUUCUCACAUUGUUGCGAUUUUUAUUCUGGUUUUUAUCUUUUUUUCUUGUCUUUCUGCAUUUUACGACUUUUUUCAUGAGUUUAUUCUCGUAAUAUUACGACUUUAUUUAGAUAAUAUUGUGACUUUUUUCUCAUUUUUCGGCCCUAAUGUCGCAGAAAUGGCCAAAAUUCUGCCAUAACAACUUUAAUUCACCAUUUCUGGAGCAAAAAGUUUAAUUUUUAAAUAUUUAAAACCUUUUCCCCUAUUUAUUUUCACAAAGUCAAAUUAAAUCCAUAAAUUUAUGGAUUUAUUAAAUUAUUUUUCCAACAGGAAUGUCUUAAAAAGUUGAUAUUUGAGGAACUGAAACGCUGCUGACCCAACCCGUCAUGAUCCGUUCCUGCACAUGUUUUACAAACUGAUGGUUCAGAAGCGACGCGGCUGCACGUCCGCGACCUCUUGACCUUUCAGACUGACCUCAUGAACCGAGCUGCCGUCCGCGUUUCGGUUUCUGCAGCUCGUCUGCCAAACAUUUGAUCUGAAUCUUCAGUUUGUCGUUUUCAGACCUGGAUGUUUACGGCGCCGUAAAUGUUUACAAACACUGUUAACGAGAAAUGUUUGUUUUCACGAUAUAUCGGCGUGAACAUCGGUAUCAUCACGUAAUCGGUCCGAUGAGUAAAACCGGAGCUUCCGAUGUUUAUUUGUUUCGAUGUUUAUUCUGUUGCUGACAGAAACAGAAGGUUCGACUGAAAUGGUGUCGGCGGUUCUGGUCCAGAGGAAAGAUGAUCAAAUAUUUAGGCUGAUACUGAUAUUAAUCCUGUUCUUGUAUCCGAUAACCGAUAUCAUUUAUAUCGGUACUUUUGACACUGUAAAGUGACGUUACGCGUGAAUACGAAGGCUCUAAAAGAAAAAAAUGCAAUUGUGUUAAAAUUGUAAUGUGUUAAUCUAUGUCAUUAACAGAAUGUACUCCUUAAAGCCGAUACCGAUACCGAUACGUCAUGAAGCCCUAAAAAUAUUUACAUAUCAGCCUCCAUUUCCAAAACAUUCGCCGUUUGGCUGAAACCUGCGUGUGAAGCUGAUGUUUUCUGAUCUCAUCUACCUCCACUACCGUCUGGAAACCAGACCUCUGCUGUCAGUCUGCUGACCGAUCCGCCCGCUCAGCAACGGUCAGAACCCUGUUUCCAACUUCACUAUUUCACUAAUACAUCUUUUACUUUUCACAAAGAAAAAACACCUGAAUGAGCAGGUGAGACUCCAACAUUUAUUGCGGUUCUAAUAAUUAUUAAUCUCCCAGAUAGAUAUCGGUUAUUGGUAUUGGCUCAGAUUAGUAAAUCGGUGCUUCCUGCUCUUUGGUUCCAGGUUCUGUCCGGGUCCAGACAAAGUGUUGGGUCUGGUUUGGGUUUCAGCCUCAUGGUGGUUCUGCUGACUGAAUCAGUCGUUUGAGCCUCGUCUGCAGUGUAAAUAUGUAAAAAGCAGAAACUGAAGCUAAAUUAAAUGAGCUUGUAGAUAUUUUUAGUUUGUCUUCUGCUUUUUGUGAUUUUUAGUUUUUAUUCCGUUAUUUUUCACUCUUAAUGUUUUAAACUUGAGUCACAUGAACAUAAAAAGCUGCAUUUUAAGUGCCUUCAACAUAAAUAAGACGAAACAAAAUGUUGAAAUCUUUCUGGUAUUUAAUGUUUUACAAAUGUAAAAACAAAUUUUCUGUAUUUGUCAUAAUAAAACUUCUGCAGCAAAAUCUU